ACAAAAAAUAAUGGCUUUAAUAAGUGAUUGAGUUAGUGAGUUUACAUGAAGUUGGGUAUUGUCAUCUGAUAUUUCCUUCUUCUUCUGACCUCUCUGACUUUACACCAUCAUCCCCACUUCUUUCCCAUAAUUGCUGACCUUUUUUUUGCUCUGUCUCUCUCUGUCUUCCUCACCUUAUCUUCAUUUAUUUCCCCUUUAAAUCCUUUUACCCACUCUUUUUGUGGUAAAAACUAGAUUGGGAAAGAGAGCCCCAGCUGCCUACUUUCUUAGUCUUUUUCUUGUGGUACUUGCAGCAGCACUUUCCCUAAACCAUAGCCAUAGUCUGCAACUUCAAGGCUAGCUAUUUAUACACAGGUGAAGAACAAGUACACUGACGACUAAGCUGUGCAAUCUUUCAAUUCUUCUCCUGAUCACUCAUAUAGAGGAAACAAGCUCUUGACUUCAACAUGAUAACAGUGCCAAACUUGAACUUGGAAUUUGAGAGUGAUAAUUUAGAAGUCACAAGCCAAGUAACUUCCAACAACAUAGCUCAGCAAGACGAAACCCCUGAUCCCUCCAAGGACAGCACCACUACUUCUUCCUGUCUCACAAAUCAGACAAACCUUGAACAAAAUCCUGGGCCUAUGUUCCUUGACUUAUCACUCCAAUUUAGCUCCAAUGACCUCGAAUUGAAGGGCAUGGCAGGGGAGACUAACAGUGAAAUAGAAGCAGCGCCUGAUUCAGAAGCAGCAAUUCCAAGGGUAUUCUCGUGCAACUACUGUAAGCGCAAGUUCUUUAGCUCUCAAGCAUUGGGCGGACAUCAGAAUGCUCAUAAGAGGGAGAGGACAAUGGCAAAGCGUGCAUUGCGGAUGGGAAUGUUUCCUGAUCACAGGUAUACUAGCUUGGCAUCUCUUCCCCUACACGGUUCUUCUGCUUCUGCCUUCCGGUCUCUUGGGAUCGAAGCUCACGCUGCAAUGCACCAAAACAUGUUGAUACAACCAGACCAGAGGCUACCUGUUCCUGACACAAGAGGUGUAGCAAGGUUUCAGCAGCAAGGCUACUAUGGAGUGCCGAUGCCAAUGCCACCAAUGCCAAUGUUCAUGGAAGAUGAUGAUGUGGCUAUGUUUUGGCCCGGGAGCUUUCGACAGGUGGGUGAGGGAAUCCGAGGUCAUUUCAAUGUGGAUCAAUAUGCCCAAAAUUCACGAAUGAUCAAUUCAGGAAGGACCGUGCCACCAAAAAGUAGUACAAGUUCAUCAUCUUCUUCACCUGAUCUUACUUUAAAGCUUUGAGAUCAGUUUUGGUUAUUUCUGUUUAGAUCGAUAUAAUAUUUCCUACUUAUUUAUAUUUAUUAAACACAACUUAAUUUGUACAGUGAGAUGUGCAUUAAUUUGUAACGGCUGCAGAGAUUUCUAAAUUUUGGUUUAUGCCUGUAUUUGUUUCGAGCUUAUAUAAGCAUGUGUGUUGCUGCUGCUUCUUGUUGCA
This is a messenger RNA of Rosa chinensis, 1461 nucleotides long. Its product is annotated as zinc finger protein 7. NCBI's taxonomy places the organism in Eukaryota, Viridiplantae, Streptophyta, Magnoliopsida, Rosales, Rosaceae. The transcript is spliced from 2 exons. The coding region runs from base 447 to 1268 and encodes 273 amino acids. The record is from RefSeq and is a predicted model, not a curated record. Gene Ontology annotation, biological process: negative regulation of abscisic acid-activated signaling pathway.